CGUUAGAAAAUGAUUUAAAAAAUAUUAUAAGGAUAUUGUUUUUCGGAUAACUGUGUAAAAUAUUGAUAAACGUUUGUUUGCUUUUCGGUUUCUAAGCAACAUAUAUAGUAUCUAACUACUCCUGUUUGUCAAAACAUGUAGUAAAUUUUUUCAUCAAUAUAUUCUACGAAUGUUAAUUAAAGGUGUUGGAAAUAUAAUUAAAUUCUCGCCUACUGCUAUGCUUUCUACAGAAGCCAAUCAUGAUUACGAUGUUCAACCAACUUUCGAAGAGCAACAAGCUAAAUUACGAAAGAUCGAGGAGCUUACGAAUAUGUUAAAGGACAUGGAUAAGAACUUAACAGUAUGCGAGGAAAUACUAACGACUUAUUUAAGGAAACGAUUAAAGGAUUAGCACAAAUAUUUGGAUACAACGUGGCCCCGAUACAAUUGUCAACGCUACCAAAUCCAAUUGGAACUGACAAUAAUGCAGGUGCAUCUGGGAACAAUCAGAGUCCUUCUAUGCAACCACCGAUGCAACCACCGAUGCAACCACCGAUGCAACCACCGAUGCAACCACUGAUGCAACCAUCGAUGCAACCACUAAUGCAACCACCGAUGCAACCACCAAUGCAGCAAAGUUCGUCAUCUCAAAUGAUGCCAAUGUCGACAACCCCAGCACAACCAAGACAAAGAGAAACAAUAAGAUUUACCGGUGUUGUUAAUUUUGGGAAUAGAUCCGACGUGAUUGGGCAUUUGCAACAAUACGAAAGAAUAUUUCAUGGUGAUCAAACAGCAUCUGCUGCACCAUCAUCACCAUCACCGUCGUCAUUAUCAUCAUCGAUGCCACCACCUGUAUCAACAACUCCAGCAUCAUUCAGUACAAUGUCAUCGUUUGAUAUAAGGGAUUCCUUAAAAUAUAGGCCACCAUUGUUGACUCCUUUUUUAGUAAAAAUCCCUUUACCGAUAGCACCUAAUCUUCCACCACCAAUAUCUUCAACAAUGAUAAACAAUUCUCCUAAAAUGAAUAUUAUUAAUGUCCCACGUAAAAAGGAACAAGAAAUUGUUUAUAGGAAGAAUGAGAAUAUUGAAAAUUAUAGCGUCGAAAAUAAAGAAAUUCAAAGCGAGAAGGAUGUUGCCAGACCGGAAAGUAAAUUUCAACAUAAUAUUUAUAUCGAUGAACCAUAUUGGAAAAAGUUGCACGAGGCAAGGAUUGCUCAAUUGGAACGCCAACAGGAAGAAUAUGCUGAAAGAUUGAAGGAACGUGAAAGAGAACGAAAUCAUAGUUAUCAUCCUAAACAGGAAGAAAUAAUAAAUCCACAAAAGGAAGAAGGGGAAGGAGAGGAAGAAGAAGAAGAGGAAGAAGAAGAAGAAAAACAACAAAAUCAUAAUUAUCAGGAAGAGGAUCAUUCCGAGCAAGAAGAACAAUCGAAAAAUCGCGAAAAAGAAGAUAAUGAUCGAGAAGAAGUACAUCCAGAAAAUAUUAAAGAAGAAAGGCACGAAAGUAACGACGAGGAAUCCGAAAAUUCAGGUGAACGAUACGAAGAACAUCCAGGAUAUCCACGAGGAGGUCCUGCGAAUGAAAAACAACGAUUACAAAAUACCGGAAAUGACAAAGAUUACGAGAAUGAUUCUUAUAAAAAUUAUGAAAGAGAAGAAAAUAUCAAAGAACCAUUACCUAUAAGUGAUUAUUACGAACAAGAGAAACCACCCCAACAAUUACGCGACAGUUACGGUGAAAUUUUAGAUAAUCGUGCAUUGGUGGACGAAAGAAUCGCUAAUUAUUUCGACAAGAAUAAGAAUCAACAAAAUGACGAUAAGGAUUCUAAUAAAAAUUCAGAAUCAAUCAACAAAUCCGAGGAAAAGUCUGAGGAACGAUACGAGUUGAUAAAAAUUGAACGGAACAACGAAGAUCCUUACAAACAAAUUCGAGAAGAAUAUGCUAUAACACCAUUGGAAAAUAAAUACGAAGAAUUUAAUUUAGAAACUACCGAUAGAUCGGAAUUAGAGAAUAUCAAUGUGUCGGAUAAUCCAAAUAACGAUAAUGAUCGAUACGAUCAAACUACUACGAAUACAAAUGAUCGAAUUGAGGAUAGCGAGUCUAAUUUAUUCGUAGAUAAAACUAAACAAAUUAAUUCGAACGAAUUAAUAUCUAAAAAGGUAAGUAGUAACAUUCGUAAUAAUAAUAAUAAUAAUAAUAAUCCGAUAAAAAAUAAAACGUUUGACGAGUUUGCUUUUGUUAAACACUCGCCGUACAUUUUACCAAUUCGUUAUGUUAAUGGGCCAGACGAACUCGAAGAAGCUAGAGCACGUCGUUUUCAUUCCGAAAAAAUCAAGAAAGCUAAUCAUUCAAGAAGUAUCAUCGAAGAAAAAAGAUUACCAAGAAAAAAACCAAAAGUGGAAGACUUAACUCCGAAAAUUGGGCUUCCGGAAAGAUUGACUGCGAAAAAAUUGCACGAAGGUGAAACUAAAGAAGUUCAAAUUUGGCCGGCACCGUUUGAUUUUAUUUUUGAUAGUACGGAACAAACUAACGUGAUCGUUCCUAUUAAUGAUCAUGAUCGUUUAAAAGAAAAUUUCUAUCGUUCAACUGUUACUCCUACUCGUCGUAAAAUUGUUUAUCAGAAUAAUGCUAAUAAUUUAGGAUAUUUCACAACAUCUGUACCGGCGCACUACGAAAUUUAUCACCAAUCUAUUUUACCUUAAUAAACAAAUGUUUAGAUCGUUUAUGGGUUUUAUUGUAAUCUAGAGAAAUGAGAUAUAUAUAUAUGUUAAAAUAAAAAUUAAUGUAAUAAACUUUAUGCUUUUUCUUUUGAUUGCUCGUAUUUUGUUUGUUUAAUGUUGAACAUAUUAUAAUUAUUAUAUACGUUACGUUGUAUAAAAUGUGAUUAUAUAGAUUGUUUUAAAUAAAUC
Molecule: messenger RNA, 2886 nt
Organism: Polistes canadensis
Lineage: Eukaryota; Metazoa; Arthropoda; Insecta; Hymenoptera; Vespidae
Product: myb-like protein X
Exons: 3
Coding region: 343-2679 (778 amino acids)
Source: RefSeq, a predicted model, not a curated record